GGAAACGCUGAUUGACACUGAAUAGGAGGCUUCCUAGUCGAAGUGCUCCGUCCCGGAGUAGGGCGAGAAGGCCUGGGAGGAAGUUCUUUCUGACGUCACUUCCUGUCCAUCUUCGUUUGCGCUCUGAUGGCGUGGCUACUUGGACUUUCUUUUUGUCUCUUCUUUCCUUCUUGUGGCAGCAUUGGGAGCUGAGGCUCCUCCUGCUUUCGUCCUUCCGUCUGACCUAAUGCCUCCUGCGGCAUCGUCCUGCUCCUGCGUCUCCUAGAGAGUUGAGCUGCCCCCAGGAAUCGGAGGUGUGCACUGAGGGGAACCGGCUGACCGGCCCUGCCUCGGGGGUCUGUGUGGGCGCAGGGCCGGACGAUUCUCUUGGCAGGUGCCUGUUCUGCCUUCCGAGCCUCGGUCUUUCUUCAGGAGGACGGGAUGGCCCCCGUAUUCCUGACAGCGCCAGGCUUCCAAGUCCAGAGGGAAUUGGUAACAUUCAAGGAUGUGACAGUGGAUUUCACCCAGGAGGAGUGGGGAAACCUUGACACUUCUCAGAAGGAAUUAUACAGGGAUGUGAUGUUAGAGAACUAUAAGAACCUUGUCUUCUUAGGACUUACAGUUUGGAAACCAGAUGUAAUUUCUCAUUUGGAAGAAGGAGAAACACCUUGGAUACAGGACCCAGAAGUACCUUGGAGCACCUGUCCAGAUUGGGAUACUGGGCCUGGAACUAAUCAGUUAACUGAGAAAAGACUCAAAAGGGAAAAUUCCUAUGUCUUUAAAUUGGGAGAUGCAUUGGAAUACUAUGUCAAUUUGCAGAGGCAGGAGCAGAACCAUGAGGAGAAGCAUUCUAGAAUUCCUAUUGGAGAAAAUCUUCAUAAAAAUCAUGAAUAUACCAAGGCCUUCUGGAACACACACAUGGCCAAUCAUCAAACAGUUCAUAAUAGAGAGAAGCCUUAUGAAUGUAACUAUUGUGGAAAAGCCUUCCGCUCAAGUUCAUACCUUAUUCAACAUCAGAGAACUCAUACUGGGGAGAAACCUUAUGAAUGCAAUGAUUGUGGAAAAACCUUCCGCUGGAGCUCACAAUUUACUCAACAUCAAAGACUGCAUAGUGGAGUGAAACUUUAUAAAUGUAAUGAUUGUGGGAAAGUAUUCCCGAAUAGAACAUACCUUACUGAACAUCAGAGAAUUCAUACUGGAGAGAAACCUUUUGAAUGUAAUGAUUGUGGGAGGACCUUCCGCUGGAGCUCACAGUUUACUCAGCAUCAAAGACUGCAUACUGGAGUGAAACUUUUUAAAUGUAAUGAUUGUGGAAAGGUAUUCCCCAAUAAGACAUACCUUAGUGAACAUCAGAGAAUUCAUACUGGAGAGAAACCUUAUGAAUGUAAUGAUUGUGGAAAGACUUUUCGAUGGAGUUCACAAUUAACUCUUCAUCAGAGAACUCAUACUGGAGAGAAACCUUAUAAAUGUAAUAAUUGUGAGAGGGCCUUCCGUAGCAAAUUGCAUCUUACUCGACAUCAGAGACUUCAUACUGGAGAGAAACCUUAUGAGUGCCAUGAAUGUGGCGAGGCCUUCCGCUGGAGCUCACAGUUGACUGUACAUCGGAAAAUUCAUACUGGAGAUGCUCCUUACAAAUGUGAUGAUUGUGGAAAGGUCUUCUGUUGGAGCUCACAAUUUAUUGAACACCAAAGAAUUCAUACUGGAGAAAAACCCUAUAAGUGUAAUGAUUGUGGAAAGGCCUUUGGCUGGCUCUCACAGUUUACUCGACAUCUAAGAAUACAUACAGGAGAAAAAACCUAUAAAUGUUAUGAAUGUGGAAAGACCUUCCUUGACAGUACAUAUCUUACUGAACAUCAGAGAAUUCAUACUGGAGAGAAACCUUAUGAAUGUAAUGAUUGUGGAAAAGUCUUCCAUUGGAGUUCAUAUCUUACUCAACACCAAAAGACUCAUACUGGAGAGAAGCCUUAUAAAUGUAAUGAAUGUGGAAAGAACUUCUGCUGGAGAUCACAGUUUACUCAACAUCAGAGACAACAUACUGGACUGAAACUAUAUAAGUGUAAUGAUUGUGGGAAAUCAUUCCUUAACAAGACUUAUCUUACUCAACAUAGGAGGACUCAUACCAGAGAGAAGCCCUAUAAGUGUAAUGAAUGUGGAAAGAACUUUCGCUGGAGCUCACAGUUUACUCAACAUCAGAGACUGCAUACUGGAGUGAAACUCUAUCCAUGUAAUGAUUGUGGAAAGUCAUUCCUUAGUAACACAUACCUUACUCAACAUAAGAGGACUCAUACAAGAGAGAAGCCUUAUAAGUGUAAUGAUUGUGGGAGGACCUUCCGCUGGAGCUCACAGUUUACUCAGCAUCAAAGACUACAUACUGGAGUGAAACUUUUUAAAUGUAAUGAUUGUGGGAAGGUAUUUCCCAAUAAGACAUACCUUAGUGAACAUCAGAGAAUUCAUACUGGAGAGAAGCCUUUUGAAUGUACUGAUUGUGGGAGAGCCUUCCGAUGGAGUUCACAGUUAACAAUACAUCAGAGAACUCAUACUGGAGAGAAGCCUUAUAAAUGUAACAGUUGUGAGAAAGCUUUCCGUUGCAAACUAAACCUUAAUCGACAUCAGAGAAUUCAUACUGCAAAAAAAGUCCGGACUCUGCAGAGCGGUUGCCACGGAAACGUUAAUAGGAAUCAAAGUAUCCUCCGGAGCUCGGGAGGCGAGUUAGGGACAAGAGCAGGAAGGGGCGGAAGGAAGUGCACUGACAACUCUUCCGGUUCCUCUCUGCUGUCACUCCAAUAUCCCGACUUCAUGGACUUGCUUUGUGUCUCCUCCACCCUCCCUGUCCUGGACCCGGGAGCUGGUGUUACUCCGGCCUUCAGCCCUCCUUUUGCCUUUGGAACAUCAGCCCUUCUCCUGAAGGGCGGGAUGGCCCCUGUAUUCCUGACAGCACUAGACUUCCAAAAGAUCCAAAAAAGUUUAGUGACGUUCAAGGAUGUGGCUGUGGAUUUUACCAAGGAGGAAUGGAGAAACCUGGACCCAUCCCAGAAAGAGUUAUACAGGGACGUGAUGCUGGAGAACUAUAGAAACCUUGUCUUCUUGGGACUUACAGUUUGGAAACCAGAUGUGAUCUCUCAUUUGGAAGAAGGGGAAGCACCUUGGAUGCCAGACAGAGAACUACCAAAGAGCAACUAUUCAGGUUGGAAAACUAGGCCUGAAACCAAGGAUACACUUCAGCAAAGAUUCAGAAAGAAUGGUUUCCAUGACUCUAAAUUGGAAGAAUCCUGGGAAUAUUAUGCAAGUUUAGAAAGGCGACAGCAUAACAAUAAGGAGAAAUUUUCUAGAUCAAUCCUUACUCAGAAGCAGAUUUUGCAUACAGGAGAGAAACUUAACAACUAUGGAAAUGCUUUCUGCUGCUCCUCACAGUGUACCCAACAUAAAAAUUUAUAUACUGGAGAAAAGCCUUAUGAAUGUCCUAUAUUUGGAACAGCAUUGCCCACUAACAAAAACAUUAACCACCAUCAGAGAAAUAAUAAUAAAGAGAAGCCUUAUGAAUGUAAAGAUUGUGAAAAGGCCUUGAGUUCACAUUUAACUGAUCACCAGGAAAUCCUUAUUAUAAAGGAACCUUACAAAUGUAACAUUUGUGGGAAGGCCUUCUGCCAGAGCAUUCAGUUAACUGUACAUCAGAGAAUUCAUACUGGAGAGGAGCCUUACAAGUGUAAACUUUGUGGUAAGGUCUUCAGCAGGAGUUCACAGUUAAGUGGGCAUCAUAGAAUUCAUUCUGGAGAGGAGGCUUCCAAUAAAUGUAAUAUUUGUGGGAAGACUUUCCGCAAGAGUUCACAGCUAAUCCUACAUCAGAGAAUUCAUACUGGAGAGAAGCCUUUCAAAUGUAAUUAUUGUGAGAAAGCCUUCCGACGGAGUUCAAGGUUAACUCAACAUCAGAGAAUUCAUACUGGAGAAAAACCUUAUGAAUGUAAAGAUUGUGGGAAGGCCUUCCACCAGAGUUCAGGGUUAACUCAACAUCAAAGAAUUCAUACUGGAGAGAAACCUUACAAAUGUAAUGAUUGUGGAAAGGCCUUCCGUAGGAGAUCAAAACUAACUCAACACCAGAGAAUUCAUACUGGUGUGAAGCCUUAUGAAUGUAAAGAUUGUGGGAAGGCCUUCCACCAGAGUUCAGGGUUAACUCAACAUCAGACAAUUCAUACUGGAGAAAAGCCUUUUAAAUGUAAUGAUUGUGGAAAAGUCUUCCGCCGGAGUUCAAAGUUAAUUCAGCAUCAGAGAAUUCAUACUGGAGUAAAGCCAUAUGAAUGUAAAGAUUGUGGAAAGGCCUUCCACCAGAGUUCACAAUUAACUUUACAUCAUAGAAUUCACACUGGAGAGAAGCCUUUUAAAUGCAGUGAUUGUGGGAAGGCCUUCCAUCAAAGUUCAGAAUUAACAAUACAUCAGAGAAUUCAUACUGGAGAAAAGCCUUACCAAUGUAACAAUUGUGGGAAGGCCUUUUGCCGUAGUUCUAAAUUAACUGCACAUCAGAAAAUUCAUACUGGAGAGAAACCUUUUAAGUGUAAUGAUUGUGGGAAGGCCUUCCAUCAGAAUUCAGAGUUAACUGUACAUCUGAGGAUUCAUAAUGGAGAGAAACCUUACAAAUGUAACCAUUGUGGGAAGGCCUUCCACCGUAAUUCAGAGUUAACUCGACAUCAGAGAAUUCAUACUGGAGAAAAGUCUUACAAAUGUAAUGAUUGUGGAAAGGCCUACUACUGGAGUUCAGGGUUAAUUCGACAUCAGAGAAUUCAUAUUGGUCAGAAGCCUUAUGAAUGUAAAGAUUGUGGGAAGGCUUUUCAUGGGAGUUCACAUUUAAUUCGACAUCAGAGAAUUCAUACUGGAGAAAAGCCUUAUGAAUGCAAAGACUGUGGAAAGACCUUCCGUAUCAAAGUACACCUUACUCUUCAUGAGAGACUUCACUCUGGGGGAAAGCCUUAUAAAUGUUAUGAAUGUGGGAAAGACUUCUACUGGAACUCACAGUUAACUAUACAUCAGAGAAUUCACACUGGAGAGAAACCUUACAAAUGUAACAUUUGUGGAAAGGCCUUCCCCCAGAGUUCAGAAUUAACUCGACACCAGAGAAUUCACACUGGAGAGAGGCCUUACAAAUGCAAUGAUUGUGGGAAGGCCUAUAACCAGAACUCAGAAUUGACUCGACAUCAGAGAAGUCAUACUGGAGAGAAGCCUUACAAAUGUAGUAAUUGUGGAAAGGCCUUCAACCGUAAUUCAGAAUUAAUUCGGCAUCAGAAAAUCCAUCCUUGA
Molecule: messenger RNA, 5265 nt
Organism: Monodelphis domestica (gray short-tailed opossum)
Lineage: Eukaryota; Metazoa; Chordata; Mammalia; Didelphimorphia; Didelphidae
Biological process (GO): regulation of transcription by RNA polymerase II
Cellular component (GO): nucleus
Molecular function (GO): RNA polymerase II cis-regulatory region sequence-specific DNA binding; DNA-binding transcription factor activity, RNA polymerase II-specific
Source: RefSeq, a predicted model, not a curated record